This is a messenger RNA of Rhodotorula toruloides NP11, 1503 nucleotides long. RefSeq names its product carbonate dehydratase. Gene Ontology annotation, molecular function: carbonate dehydratase activity; zinc ion binding. The coding region runs from base 1 to 1503 and encodes 500 amino acids. Gene Ontology annotation, biological process: cellular response to oxidative stress; cellular response to carbon dioxide. The record is from RefSeq and is a predicted model, not a curated record. NCBI's taxonomy places the organism in Eukaryota, Fungi, Basidiomycota, Microbotryomycetes, Sporidiobolales, Sporidiobolaceae. The transcript is spliced from 11 exons.
AUGCCCCGCUCCACUGCUCACGAGUCGGCUAGCGUGGGGGGCGCGAAGCCGGCUAAUCCGCUCCCUCCCUCUCGCGCCUCCUCCUCCCCGACUGCUCCGCUUGAAGUUCCCGCCGCACACACCUACGAUGCUUCCGGUCAUGGCGAUUCUUCAUCGGAACUCUCGGACGACUCGGAGGACGACCUGGUCAACAAGGAGGCUGGAGAAGGGGACAAACACUCGCGCUUGCAAGGCGCUUCGACUGGUCGGCGCCAGAAGGGCGAGCAAAUCAUGCGGAGCGUAGGGAAGGGAUUGCUGAACAAGGUGACGCUGCAUGGGUUGCACUCGGACGAGGCUUCGGCGGACGCAGAGAAGGCGCACCUCACCGACCUCGAAGCCCAGGCCGCCACGCACCGCAGGAAGCGCGGAUCCUGGUGGACGCCUCUCCCGACGGCGCACAAAGUCCUCAUCGUCUGCUCCAUCGCCCUCUGCAUCAUCCUCGCGACAAUUGGCAUCGUUGUUGGCGUGGUCGUUGCGAGGCAUACGGCGGAGAGGAGCGAAGUCGAGAAGGCGGAUCCAGGAAGUCGGCUGAAGGCGGACGAGCAGUGGAUUGCGACGCAGGGCUCGCAGGCGCAAGAUGAGCUUGCCGUCGACGACACUCACGGCAUCGCAUCCGGCAACGCUGCGCCGGGCGCGUCGCACUACGUUGGCGAGCCGCUCCAGCCUCUCGCCUUGCCUGUCGGAACGUCGGACGCGAAGGCUUCGACCAGCCAGCCACCCGCCCUCUACUCGCGAUUCCCCGAGCUGCAAGCCCUGCUCAACAACAACCAUGACUGGCAAGGGAACGUCACAAAGGCUGCGCCUCAGUUCCUCCCCACUCUCGCGCAAGGACAGCAUCCGAAGUUCGCGUACCUCGGCUGCGCUGACUCGCGCGUACCCGAAAGCGUCCUCGCUCAGAAGCCUGGCGAGAUCUUCGUUACGCGAAACGUCGGCAACGAAUACCUCGUCGACGACUUGAGCAGCGAGACGGUCAUGUCGUACGCGAUCAGUCAUCUCGGCCACACAAAGUGUGGCGCUGUACGUGCGGCGAUCGCCAGUCCGAGCAAGGAGGUUAUCACGAACAUGGAUGAGACUCGCAUCGACCAAUGGAUCCGCCCAAUUCGCUCGCUCUUCGCUACGACAAAUAGGACUGAAGUCGUUUCUUUCCGUGAGGCGCAUCACAACGCCGAGACACUCGAGGCAGACGACGUGACGGACGAGGUCUGGAGAGCGAUGGUCGAGGAGAACGUCAAGAUCAACGUCCAGCGACUCGCGCAGGACUCGUCCGUUCAACACGCUUGGUACCUCUACAGGCAGCAGAUGUCUACACAAGCUGCUGAACAGCCUGCCGUGCCGACUCGUCGCUCGGAGGACAAGAAGCAGGCGGAACUUUGGAUUCACGGCUGGAUCUACGACGUCGAGACCGGACUCGUCGAAGACCUCGGAGUUUCUGUUGGACCGGAUGGAUCGCUCGUGCAGCGCUAG